AUGUCUUCCAUGCGGAAUGCCGUUCAACGGCGGGUACACCGGGAGCGGGCUCAGCCCAGCGGCCGAGAGAAAUGGGGCAUUCUCGAGAAGCACAAGGACUAUUCCCUCCGCGCCCGCGACUACAACGUCAAAAAGGCGAAACUACAGCGCCUGCGUGAGAAAGCGCGAGACCGCAACCCAGACGAAUUUGCGUUCGGUAUGAUGUCCGACAAAACCAAGACACAGGGCCGCCAUGGCGCCAGAGGUUCAGAGACUGCUGCAAAUCUUAGCCAUGAGGCGAUUAAAUUGCUCAAGACGCAGGACGCGGGGUAUCUUAGGGUUGUUGGCGAGAGAGUGCGGAGGCAGUUGGAGAGGGUGGAGCAGGAGGUUAGGUUACAGGAUGGGAUAAGUGGGGUGUUUGAGGGCGCAAAGGGGGGGAAGAUUAUUUUUGCGGAUUCGUUGCAGGAGCAGAAGCGGUUAAAGGAGGAGAAGGGCAGGGAGAAUGGCGAUCGGGAUGUGGAUGGGGAUGGGGAUGAAGAAGGGGAGCAGUCGUCUGGAGAGAAGCAGAGACAAGCACAGAAAUCUAAGAAGCAAAUAGAAGCGGAGGAACGGGCUAGAAAGGAGAUUUUGGCGGCAAGAAGAUUGAAGAAAAGAGCAGCUGAGGUCCGGAGCAAGAAACUGGAGGCGCUGCGGAUGCAGCAUAAGGAGCUCGUUGCGGCGGAGCGGGAGCUGGAUCGACAACGGGCGAAGAUGGAGAAUUCAGUUGGGGGGGUUAAUAAGUAUGGAAUCAAAUGGAAGAUUAGGGAACGGAAGAAAUGA
Molecule: messenger RNA, 798 nt
Organism: Paracoccidioides brasiliensis Pb18
Product: rRNA-processing protein UTP11
Exons: 2
Coding region: 1-798 (265 amino acids)
Biological process (GO): rRNA processing
Cellular component (GO): nucleolus; small-subunit processome
Source: RefSeq, a predicted model, not a curated record